AGGUAUUCACAGCCGCCGCCCUCCCUGUCCUCCGCUCGUCUUCUUCCUAGUCGCAGCGCGCGACGGCAACUGCUGCCGCGUUCGACAUGAGCUGCCCCCCGGCAACUCGCUGACGCGCGGCCCGUUCCCGCGACGCGCCCUGACGGCGUGGUGAAGGCAGGGGAGGACCGUCGACGGCUAGCAGCGGCAGCGCCGACAGCAUCUUUGCUCCUCCGUUUUCCCCUCUUCCUCCUUCCCAUCUCCCUCCCAGCGCCAUUCCACACCACCGUCCCAGCUAUCGACCCCAACUCGACCCCGACGGUCUUCCGAUCCCCGGCCAGGGGACGCUGCCUCGACCCGCGCUCCCUGCAACUGCCUAGCCCACCAACGGAAUGGCGCAGCUUCCUGCUGCCAUUGUAGCGUCAUCGGAGGGAAGUUCAUAUGUGAUCAAGAUAGACGGAUACUCAAGACUCAAGGGGCAAAUCGAGCAUGGAAACUACGUGCAAUCUACCCCUUUCACUGUUGGAGGUCACGAUUGGGCCGUGGAGUAUUACCCAAACGGUUGCUACGCCGAAAAGUAUGAAGCCGGUUUCAUAUCUGUUUUUCUAGCUCUGUAUUCUGAUGUUUCUAACGAUGUGAAAGCGAAAGUUGGAUUUAGUCUGCUUGACAAAGAUGGAGAACCUGUGGAAUCAAAAAGCAUGAUCACCCAUGAGCAUAUCUUCGAUAGCAAAGGUUCAGACUGGGGUUUCUCUAAUUUUAUCAAGGUUGCUGAUCUCGAGAGCUCAGUGCAUCUAAGAGACGACAGUUUCAGCAUCAGGUGUGAUGUUACGGUUAUGAAGCCUGUCCAUAAAGUUAAUCGGUUUAUUGUGGUUCCUCCAAGUAACUUGCACCAGCAUCUCGGUGACCUCCUCAUCAGCUUGGAUGGAGCGGAUGUGACCUUUCAGGUUGGCGGGGAAAGCUUCUUGGCCCAUAGGUCCGUGCUUGCUGCUCGGUCAUUAGUAUUCAGGGCGGAGCUCUUUGGCCCCAUGAAGGAGAGUGGGAACAGUUUGAUUGAAAUUAGCGAUAUGGAAAGUGACGUGUUCAAGUCUUUGCUCCACUUCAUUUACACUGACUCGCUGCCUGUUCCUGAGACAACUGAUGAGGGUGAAACAGGAAGAGAGAUGGUGAUAGCUGGUCAUCUACUUGUUGCGGCAGACAGGUACAACAUUGAGAGGCUCAAGCUGAUAUGCGAAGAGAAGUUGUGCAACCUCAUUGACUCUGACGUCGUGGCGACUAGUUUGGCUCUAGCUGAGCAGCACGGCUUGCAUAGAAUCAAGGAGGCCUGUUUUGAGUUCCUCGCUUUGCCUUCCAAUUUGGAGGCGAUGAUGGCAAGUGAUGGUUACGAGCAUCUGAAGAAUAGCUGCCCAUCUGUUCUCAGGGAACUGGCUGCUAGCUUCCUGCCGGCCGAGCUGAAAGCGGUCAAAGAUAUUAUCAUGACAACUUAGUAGUGUAGCUAAUGAUCACUGCAUCUUAUCAUAUUUAGUAUCUAUGUUGUUACCUAUUGUCGUGUGUAUGGGUACAUGUAGGUCUCAGUGGCUCGGGCUCAGGGCAAAACUAUCUAGUAUAUCCAUGCUGGAAUCAGAAUAUGAACUAGUUGGGUGAUUCCUAUGUUAUUGUAUUUGCUGGGA
Messenger RNA from Triticum urartu, 1646 nucleotides. The record is from RefSeq and is a predicted model, not a curated record. Lineage: Eukaryota; Viridiplantae; Streptophyta; Magnoliopsida; Poales; Poaceae.